ACAAGCCGUGGCGCAGGCGCAGGGGGUGCGAUGGCGGAGCUGGCGAUCGGGCAGCACUGCGGGGCGGAGCACUGCGGCCAGCUGGAUUUUCUGCCCUUUGUAUGUGAUGGCUGUUCAGGAGUUUUUUGCCUUCAACAUAGAAGCCGGGAUUCUCAUGGCUGUUCUGAGGUGAAUAUAAGAAGCGAGAGCAUGAAAUCGGAUGAACAUCGAUCUUACCCAUGCACUUAUAGGGACUGCAAUGGAAAAGAGCUUUUACCAGUUUUAUGCCCCUACUGCAAGAAACAGUUUUGCUUAAGACACCGUCAUCAGACAGACCAUGAGUGUGAGAAACUGGAUACCCCUAAACCUCGCAUGACUGCUACCCAGAAGCUAGUUAAAGAUAUUAUAGAUUCUAAAAAAGAGGAGGCAGUAAGAAGCAAAAGACGGAAAGGAGCAAAAAACAGUGAAACAGUAGCAAAGGUGGCACUAAUGAAACUGAAAAUGCACGCGUGUGGGGAUAAGUCCUUGCCACAGACAGAAAGAAUUUACUUUCAAGUAUUUUUACCUAAGGGAAGCAAGGAGAAGAGCAAACCCAUGUUCUUUUGCAGUAAGUGGAGUAUUGGCAAAGUAGUAGAUUUUGCAGCUUGCUUAGCAGACCUUAAAAAUGACAACAACAAAUCAACAGCCAAGAAAUUAAGGCUGUGUCAUACUACAUCUGGAGAAGCUUUGCCAUUGGACCACACAUUGGCUACUUGGCUAUCCAAUCAAGAGUGUCCAUUAUAUAAUGGUGGAAACAUUAUUCUGGAAUACCUUGAUAAUGAAGAUCAGUUUAUAGAAGAUACAAAUUCAUAUUUAGAGUAGCUAAUUGGUGAACUGGAUGGAAACAAAGAUCAUCAGAAAAAACACUGAGCUAAAUCCAAGCACAGCUUACGUUUAGAAUAGGUUCAGGCCUGAUUUGGCCCUCAGCCACCCAGAAACAAUUCCCACCAACUUCAGUGGGAGUUGCAUCUGCAUAACUGUGGGUAGAAUUGAGCCCAAUCUCUAAAAAUAAAUGUAUAUAUUUAAUGUAGAACAGUUGUGGUUACUUGAAACAAUAGUUUAACCCACUUAAUAAAUAUUUGAUGUUGGUGAAUUUGAAAUAUUUAUAAGACAGAAAGUGUUCCAGUCACAACUGGCGCAGGAUGCCUAUGGCAGUAAACUAACUAAUCCACCAGCUACCAAAACUUGGGAGUGGUUGAUACUGCUAAAAGAAAAUGGAUUGGUAAGCGGACAUCACCUCUGUGAUAUGACUCUUUCCAUUUAUUUUAUUCUAUUGCCAUUAUGCAACCAAAUGAAAUUUUUAUCUUUGGUUUUGUAUUUUAAAGUAUUCUUUUUUGUACAUUACAAAGUAUUGAUGAAAACAAUAAAUGAAUUAAUAAUGUAAA
Gopherus flavomarginatus (Mexican gopher tortoise) is the source of this 1403-nucleotide messenger RNA. RefSeq names its product zinc finger AN1-type containing 1 (gene ZFAND1). Gene Ontology annotation, molecular function: zinc ion binding. The transcript has 8 exons. Gene Ontology annotation, biological process: cytoplasmic stress granule disassembly. Gene Ontology annotation, cellular component: cytoplasm; cytoplasmic stress granule. Bases 31 to 840 code for a protein of 269 amino acids. NCBI's taxonomy places the organism in Eukaryota, Metazoa, Chordata, Testudines, Testudinidae. The record is from RefSeq and is a predicted model, not a curated record.